AUGCACGUCCCUCGGAGACCCCUUGGCCAGCGCCCGCGCGCGCCUGCACCCGGGCGGGGCAGGCGAUUUGAGACUGCAGGUGCGCCUGCAGGCUGCGGCACCAGGUAUCCACACUGUUUGCUCGGGCCAGUGUCGGAUGAUGAAGGCUCGCAAGGAACAACGGAGAUGCCAACGGAGUUGUCAACGGAGAUGUGCGGCGCACUUUCCGGCCCUCUCUCAGACGCUGACUCAGACAUCGACUCCAUCGAUGAGGGUUCACAAGGAGCCGCAGAGACGUACACCAUCGUCGUGCGGACACCGGAGGAGAGUCGGCCAUCAAGGGAAGAGACAGACAUGCCUUCCUUGUCUGGGCUGGUGACUGGUAGAGACAAGCUCAAGCGAGCAAGAUCCAAGCGCCAUGGACCAGCGCUUUGGUGGAGCUCUCAGGAAGAGCACUUGCAGAGAAUACCACGGGACCUCGACGAUCCGGCAGAGGCAUCGGAGUCGACGCCGCAGCUCGCAUCCUUCUCGCUGGCGUGUGACAUCUUCAGCCAGGGGCCCUUCCAAAAGUGA
Messenger RNA from Symbiodinium natans, 552 nucleotides. The record is from the annotation of a GenBank genome assembly. NCBI's taxonomy places the organism in Eukaryota, Dinophyceae, Suessiales, Symbiodiniaceae.